Messenger RNA from Capsicum annuum, 522 nucleotides. RefSeq names its product putative glycine-rich cell wall structural protein 1. NCBI's taxonomy places the organism in Eukaryota, Viridiplantae, Streptophyta, Magnoliopsida, Solanales, Solanaceae. The record is from RefSeq and is a predicted model, not a curated record. The coding region runs from base 1 to 522 and encodes 173 amino acids. The transcript is spliced from 2 exons.
AUGACCACAGCAACAGCAACAGCAACAAUAGGCAACAGACAAUAUCAACAAAUCCAACGCAAGUCAAGCCAGAAACCAAAGCCCAGCGUUGAUCGGGUUCCAGGGGAUUCCGGUGCUGAGAUGGAGUUGCGGCUGCUGGAGACCGAGGGGACUGGUCGUCGUUUGGGUGCUGCGGCUGCUGGCGAUCGAGCGGCGGGUGCAGGCGGAGCUGCGGCUGGAGACCGAGCUUCGGCUGUUGGAGACCGAAUCGGCGGCUGGAGACCGAGCGGCGGCUGGCUGGAGACCGAGGGGGGGGGGGCUCUGGUGCCUCGCGGGGGGGGGGACGGGGGGGGGGGGGGGGGGGGGGGUGGGGGCGGAGGGGGGGGGAGCGGCUUUGGGACCGGAGGUCGGUGGCGGAGGGCAGUGGGGAGCGGCGACGGGGGAUGGCGCCGGAGACCGGAGGUCGGGUCGGGUCGGCGCCGAAGGUCGGCGAUGGCGACGGGGGCCGGGGACCGGGACGGUGGAGAGAGAGAGAGAGGGUAG